AAUUGAUUAGGUAUAAUUUAAUUUUCAAUAGGUAUCCAGUCUGGAGAAGUGUUUCGUUUUUUUUUUUCUGGAUUUUUGAGCCUCGACUAAAAAUUUUCCGCUGGCAAAGAGAGUUUCGAGAACAACAGGCAUUAGUGUCCUGCCGGCGAAAGAGCAGACAGCUUGUUGAAAUCGGGGGUAGUUUUUCCAAAUAUACACGACGUAUUAAAAAAGUUUUUUUCAAAGACAACUUUGGUAUUGCAAUGUUUGCCAAACUAUAGUUGAAAUGGAAAUCAGCGGCCCUAGGAAAAUUUACAGGAGUUGUUCUGCAAGGUCGUCUAAAAAACCUAUAGGCAAUCUACCGAAAUCUUCGUAUUCUUCACCGACUCCGCCGCCUCAUAAGAGUCCUCUUUGGGAAGGCGCAGUUAGCUUUAAUUCGUUUGAAUCUACAAGAAUUGGAUCGCCAAAGUUGAGCUUGAGUAGUCCUACUGAGACUGAAAGAUAUCUUGCCGAAUUUAAUCAGAGAGCGCCAGUGCGGCUAGAUCAGUGUCGGACUGGGGGUCAUUUGGCCCACCGGGCAAAUGGUGAAGUGGCCCACCCAACUCAAACCGUAUUCAAUAAAAACAAUUUUGAUAAUCAUUUGUUGAAUCUGGAGGUGGAAGACAUUGACUUUGCCCCCAGGACUCAAGAACAGCAGCCUUUGAUUGCGCCACCUAAGCCACACAUAGAGCAGCAGGGCAUGGAUUGUCAGAGGCUUAAUUUAUCAUCAUUUGACAAAAUCAGAUAUCUAGAAUCUCAAAAGAAACUCCAGGCAACGCCAAUGUUCAACGCUUUGGCAGUUAAUGUUCAGUUGGAGCGCAUAAACCCGUUAUUUAAAUCUUCAGACAAUCUUAUCAGAAUGGACACUUCCCUCGCUUGUAUUUCACAUAGUCUUCUCUUCCAGCGCGAAGCUUUCCGUACUGCAUUAAGGAAUGUAACAUCAAAACAUCCUUCCCUCAAGAGUGACAUACAGGAGAUCAUGCUAAGCUCAGAUUCUGAAUUCAGAGCUGUUUCGGACAAUCUGCUGCAGUACACCUGUGGCCGUAGGGCAGAAGCGGACCAUUUUCAAUCUGCGAGCCCUAAAUCAGUUUCUUUGCCCAAAGUAGUUUCGACUGAUGAAUCAUCUAAAAGUCCCCAACUUUUUGCAAGAGGGAGGCUUUCUAGUCAAACUGGACAUAACACAGGCAUAUUAUCAUAUUCCAAUGAAAACCCAUCACAGACGUUUUCUAUCCCUGGUUUAUCAAGGCAAAGUUUUCCAAAUGACUUGCCUCCCCUUCGGGUUGUCAACGGCCCCACUUGCCUUUGCAAGGAUUUCGAACUGGAUAGCAAGUCAUCUAAGAGACAGAGGUUUGAGGAUAAUAGUCUACUUGGACGAUUUUCUGUUAGCACAUCAGGAUCCUCGCCAGCUGUCUUCACAUCUAUCAAUGACGAUUCAGUUUCUGGAGGAGUUAGGAUGGAUAAUAAACAAAGAAAAGUCGUUAUGCCUUCCUCAGAACAAGAUAGCGUUUCUAGGAAUUUUGUGGGACAGGAUAGAAAAUACCAUUUCCCUUCCAAACAAGAAAAAGGUCUCUAUAAGAAGAGAUCUGACCAACAUAGUAAGAAACCGGCUCUGGACCUGAAGAUCAGCCAAAAAGCUUCUGUGAAAGCUAAAUUUCGCCAACUUCGCGAUCCCUCUAGGGAGGUUGCACUAUCGCCUGAAUGCCAGUGGUGGCUCCGACACCUAAAUACUUCGGCGCCAUUAUUUCCAAGCGACUCGGACAUAUAUCUGACAACGGAAGCCUCGAACCUGAGUUGGGGAUCGCAGGUUGGAAACGAGGCCAUGAAAAUGCCAUGGUUGAAGGAACAGAUCGAUUGGCAGGAAAGAGCUUUAUGCGGUAUAUGCUACAAUCAAGCUAUUCAAGGGCCUGGAAGAGAAAACGGUGCUAUUGCAGUCAGACAACAGGACUGUAGUGUCGUAUAUAAAAAACCAAGGGGGAACGAAAUCGGAGGUUUUGCUGAAUCUCACAAGGAAGCUUCUCACUCUGGCGCAUUCAAAAGGUAUCUCCCUUCUGUGUCAUUACAUCUCGGGAGUGUGGAACGAUGUAGCGGACAGCCUCUCAAGGGGUCGCCCCGUAGCAGACUGGCACCUAUCUACUCAGGUGACGAGUCGAAUAUUCCAAAAGUGGGGCAUGCUGAUAGAUCUAUUCGCCUCGAGCAAGUCGAAAGUAGUUCCAAUGUAUGUCUCGAGAGACUCCCGAAACAAGGAAGCUCUAUUCACAGACGCUUUCAGCAGGAAAUGGAAUUUCUCCCUAGCUUGGCUGUUCCCACCUCCUGUGCUGGUGCCUCGGGUUCUAAGGCAUCUCAAGUCGGCAGCAGCCGGAAUUUACCUGUUAGUAGUCCCCAGAUGGGAGAAAGUGUUCUGGCACGCGGAUUUAAAAUGGCGAGCGAAGGCCCCACCAUUCACGAUUCGAGACCUCCAGCACCAUCUGGUGGACAUCUCCACAGGCCUCCCACUUCCCCAAGCUCAGCGUCUGAGUUUGGAGGUUUGGAAAUACCAUGGAAAAAUUGGUUGGUUUACGCCAGAGAAAAUAAUGUAUCACCCAAAGACCCAGAUCCUAGCAAAGUGGCUUUAUUUCUAAGUUAUCUGUAUAGAGUAAGAAAGUUGGCUCCAACAACCAUCAAACUAUACAAAUCAGUCAUUGCAACAUUUGCGAACCCCAUAAAGAAUGAAUGUAUCUCAAGUCAUCUAGUACGUCAAGUACUUAGGGCUAUUGAUAGCUCUCGACCCCCUUCAAAUAGAAAAGUUAUAUGGGAUGUUUCAAUAUUGAUCAAUUGGUUGAGGCGCGAUUGA
Ceutorhynchus assimilis (cabbage seed weevil) is the source of this 2848-nucleotide messenger RNA. The record is from the annotation of a GenBank genome assembly. NCBI's taxonomy places the organism in Eukaryota, Metazoa, Arthropoda, Insecta, Coleoptera, Curculionidae.